Molecule: messenger RNA, 2171 nt
Organism: Austrofundulus limnaeus
Lineage: Eukaryota; Metazoa; Chordata; Actinopteri; Cyprinodontiformes; Rivulidae
Gene: neurl1b
Product: neuralized E3 ubiquitin protein ligase 1B
Exons: 6
Coding region: 185-1897 (570 amino acids)
Biological process (GO): ubiquitin-dependent endocytosis
Cellular component (GO): early endosome
Molecular function (GO): ubiquitin protein ligase activity
Source: RefSeq, a predicted model, not a curated record
GUGGCUGCUGUGCGCCAGUUGGAGGUGUGUGUGCCUGUCGCAGCGGCUCGGGCAGCUGACAUUUAAAGAAGAGCCUGUCCAAUGCUUGAGCUGAAAGCAUCCAGGCAGGGACUCACCGAGGACACAUGGAUGGACAGGGACACAACCCACCAGCAGCUGCCGCGAGGGAUUUUUUCUGGAUAUAAUGGGGAAUACAACACCUAAACCACUGAUAGAUGUGAAUCUACAACACCGCCCGGUGGCCAGCAGGCAGUACUACACUCUGCCUAGCAAUGGGACGGGUGUAGAAAGGAGAACGUCCGCUUCCCCUGUCAGCAUCAACUUGGAGUCGCCCCAUUUUCACCCGCACGCAAAGGGCAAGAACAUCAGGCUAGACGGGCAGCUUCGCCGUGCUACGCGCAAGAACAGCUUCUGUAACGGCAUCACGUUCACCCACCGCCCGGUUCACCUUUACGAAAAGGUGCGACUACGUUUGACUGGCGUCCACACUGGCUGGAGUGGAGCCCUGCGCUUUGGCUUUACCAGCUUGGAUCCCAGCGAUCUGGUGGCCACCGACAUCCCCAAGUACGCCUGCCCAGACCUGGUGACACGGCCCGGUUACUGGGCCAAGGCCCUGCCUGAGAGACUGGCAUCCAAGGAUAACGUGUUAUCGUUCUGGGCCGACCGCCAUGGACGGGUUUUCUACAGCAUCAACGACGGAGAGCCCAUCCUCUUUCACUGCGGGCUCAGCAUCGGCUGUCCACUCUGGGCCAUCAUCGACAUCUACGGCAUCACCCAGGAGGUCUCGCUACUCGACAGCACGUUUGCUGAGAGCGUGGGCUCCAGCUGCCUGAGCGCGGCCCGCCUCAGUGCCUACCUGCCCCAGAGCAGCCAUGACUCGGCCAAUUACAGCAACAAUCAGCUGGAGAGCAACCAGGCUGCUGCUGCCAAGAUGGCCAACCUGCAGCUCGGCACCUACCCCCAGCUCAUCCCCUGCUGCUCUUCCUCCCCCACCUCGUCCUCCUCUGUCUCYGCCUCAGUGCCCCGGGUGGUCCGGGGUGGCCUGCCCUCCCUGCUCGACAACGACUUGCACUUUCACCCCGUCCGGGGCUCUGAUGUGAUUCUCUCGGCCGACCGCUCGGCCGCCUGCAUCCACUUUCUGGACAGCAGCCGGACUCUGGUGUUCAGCGACCGGCCGCUGCACGUCGGGGAGACGUUGUACGUGGAGGUGGGCCACCUGGGCCUGCCUUACUUUGGAGCGCUGGCGUUUGGUUUGACCUCCUGUGACCCGGCGUGUCUGCACGCCGCUGACCUGCCGGCUGACCCCGACGUUCUCCUGGACCGCAAGGAGUACUGGGUGGUGCACCGGGGCUUCCCCAUGCCUUGUUCUGGAGACGUUCUCAGCUUCAGCCUGCUGCCCAGCGGAGAGGUGCACCACGGGGUGAACGGAGCGGGGCGGGGCCGGCUUCUCUGCGUGGACUCCUCUCAGGUCCUGUGGGCCUUUUUCACCCUGCACGGGGUUGUUAACAGACUCAGGAUACUCGGAACACUGCAGUCCAGCCCUCCCUGCACGUCCCCCACAGCCUCUCAGAGCAGCAGCCCGGAUGACAGUGACUCAGACCUGGCGUUCAGCGUCAACAGAUCCUCCUCUGCUUCUGAAUCCUCUCUGGUGACUGCUCCCAGCUCCCCCCUCAGCCCCCCCACCUCCCCCCGGCUUCCUGUCUCCGAGCUGCCCCCUGCUGGCAAAAACGGAGAGUGCACCAUCUGCUUCGACCAGGAGGUGGACACGGUCAUCUACACCUGUGGACACAUGUGCCUGUGCAACGACUGCGGGCUGAAGCUGAAGAGGCAGAUCAACGCCUGCUGCCCGAUAUGCCGGAGGCCCAUCAAGGACGUGAUCAAAACGUACCGCCCGUGACGGGAGCUACAUCUUUACCUCCCGGUGACUCUUCUCAGGCCCGGCCGGACGACAGUUCUGACGCCAACUGGAGUUAAGCCACUCUCGAACAUCGUUGUGCCUCUUUACCCUUCGUUUCAGAUGGAAMAAUACAAUCUGGAGACAGAGUGGACUCUUCAAACGCAUGAUGACGUACAGUUUGAAAACCAGAUUCCGUAUGUGUACUUUGGCACAAAACAAAGUGAUGUGCUCCUUUUUUUCUUUUAAAAAAAAUAAAACAAACCAAUGUUUUUAA